GCUUUGGUGACUCUGCAUUUUCGUCACUGACGCUGACGCGUGGGCCGUGCCCACGUGUCAGUGACAGGGCGAAGUCAAGGGAAGACUCAUCCAUCCAACCACCCCCAAUGCGGAACACCUCGUCAACUAGACCCCGCCCUCGUGGUCGUGUGGUCAGCGACCUGCGACCGCUCCUCGGCUCCGCUCAGCCAUCGCCGCCGCCCCACCAGCCGGCGGCUGCCACCAUGUCCCGCGGCAGCUCCAAUUCCGUAUUCCUAGGCGUCGACGUCGGCACCGGCAGCGCUCGCGCAGGUAUCUUUGAUCAGAAGGGCAAGUUGCUGGGGUCAGCGAGCAGUCCUAUACAGAUAUGGAAGGAGAAAGACUGUAUUGAGCAAUCCUCGACGGAUAUCUGGCAUGCAGUCUGUGCUGCAGUGAAAUCUGCUUGCUCACUGGCAAAUGUUGCUCCUGAGGAAGUUGCCGGCCUUGGUUUCGCCGCUACUUGCUCCCUUGUUGCUGUUGAUGCUGAUGGUUCCCCUGUGUCGGUUUCUUGGAGUGAUGAUACGCGGAGGAAUAUCAUUGUGUGGAUGGACCAUAGAGCUGUGAACCAGGCAGAGCGAAUCAAUGCUAGCAAUUCACCAGUACUGCAAUACUGCGGUGGCAGCGUUUCCCCUGAAAUGCAGGCUCCAAAGCUCCUAUGGGUGAAGGAAAAUCUGCAAGAGUCUUGGUCUAUGGUUUGUAGGUGGAUGGACCUCAGUGACUGGUUAGCAUAUAGAGCAACUGGUGAUGAUACCCGCAGCUUAUGCACAACUGUCUGCAAAUGGACAUAUCUGGGACAUGCACACAUGGAACAGUGGCAAGAAUCCGAUUCACGUGAUAUGGAGGCAUGUGGAUGGGACAAUGUUUUUUGGGAAGAAAUAGGGUUGGGAGACCUUGUCGAAGGAAACUGUGCAAAAAUAGGACGCAGUGUUGCUUUUCCUGGUCAUCCUCUUGGUUCUGGUUUGACAGCUGCUGCUGCAAAGGAAUUGGGCUUGCUUCCUGGUACACCUGUUGGAACUCCGCUUAUUGAUGCUCAUGCUGGUGGAGUUGGAGUCAUGGAAAGCAUACCAGAUGAACAAUUUAAAGCUGAUGUGCCUGAUGAAGAAGCAAUAUGCCAUCGGAUGGUAUUGGUUUGUGGGACAUCUACAUGCCACAUGGCUGUCUCAAAGAACAAAUUGUUUGUUCCUGGUGUCUGGGGACCAUUUUGGUCUGCAAUGGUACCUGAGUUUUGGCUCACAGAAGGUGGCCAAAGUGCAACUGGUGCUCUACUUGAUUACAUUACUGAAAACCAUGUUGCAGCCCCUCUUCUUUCUAAUCGUGCUUCUUCUCAAAGUAUAUCCAUAUAUGAACUACUGAACAAGAUGUUGCUUUCAAUGUCGCAUGAGCAAAAUAGCCCUUUUCUUUCAGCAUUGACUCAAGACAUCCAUGUCCUUCCAGAUUUUCAUGGAAAUCGGUCUCCCAUGGCUGAUCCAAAAUCCAAAGGGGUGAUUUAUGGCCUGACACUUGAUACAAGCGAGAAACAUUUGGCUCUUAUGUACCUAGCAACCAUUCAGGGCAUUGCUUACGGUACUCGUCAUAUCGUGGAGCACUGUAAUGCUCAUGGACACAAGAUCGACACUCUUCUUGCCUGUGGCGGACUUGCAAAGAACUCUGUUUAUAUCCAAGAACAUGCAGAUAUUAUCGGAUGCCAAAUAAUACUUCCUAGAGAGAAUGAGCCUGUGCUUUUGGGCGCUGCUGUUCUUGGUGCUGUUGCUGGCAAGAAGUUUCCUGGUGUUCGUGAUGCAAUGAAAGCGCUUAACGCAGCAGGGAAGGUUGUAAAUCCGUCGUCAGAUCCUAGAGUGAAGAAAUACCACGAUGCAAAAUAUCAGAUAUUUAGGUCCCUGUAUGAGCAACAACUCUCUCAUCGCUCAACCAUGGUGCAGGCAUUGCAGUAAGGCUCUGGAUUAUUUACAUGUAAAUGAUAUCAUCUCUAUCAAUAGAAGGGAUGAUAAAAUACCUGUACGAAUGAAUAGUAGAAAGCGAGCAGGUCAGCAGGCCAAGACGAUCGUUGUUACAGAAUGGGGAACCCACAAGUUUAUGUGAUGUUAAUAAAGAGAGGAGGUUGAUAAAAGCGAGCUAUGUAAAAUCAAUAAAGAUAUAUCUCUGGGUAAAGUGCGUAUCUAAAUUCUAAAA
This is a messenger RNA of Panicum virgatum (switchgrass), 2187 nucleotides long. Its product is annotated as FGGY carbohydrate kinase domain-containing protein-like. The record is from RefSeq and is a predicted model, not a curated record. The transcript has 15 exons. Gene Ontology annotation, molecular function: kinase activity; phosphotransferase activity, alcohol group as acceptor. Bases 108 to 1949 code for a protein of 613 amino acids. Lineage: Eukaryota; Viridiplantae; Streptophyta; Magnoliopsida; Poales; Poaceae. Gene Ontology annotation, biological process: carbohydrate metabolic process.